AAAUUUGAUCUUUCCCGUCACUCUCAUAAUCUUAACUACACAUUUGUUGUUGUGCUCUUUCUUUCCCAACUUCUGUUAUGAAAUCAGAAAUCAGUUAAAAUCCAGUCAAUAAACAACAACAACAACAACAAUGGUAAAAGCUUUUACCUCCAGUACUAGUCUUCCGCCAUGUAAUUCCUCUGAGCCACCUCCAAUCCCAUGUCAUCCUCAAUUCCACCUGAAACCCAACACCCGCCGUCACCUUAUCACCUCACUCUCCAUCCUAAUAACUCCAUUUUUCGCUUAUCCAAAGCUUAAUUAUGACCCACUUAGCCCAUUUUCUUUACCAGUAUCAAAUGCUCGAGGGCUUUUUCAAAUGCCACCUGUUCGCCUCACUAACCGGUAUUUUUUGGUGAGAGCUGGGGAAUCAGAAUAUGAGAGUUUGGGGAUAAUUAACACAAACCCAGUUGCAAAAACAUCUGUGGAUAAUGGGCUGUCUGAGAAAGGGAAGAAACAGACAGUGAGAGCGGCGUUUGAUUUGAGGGAAAUGAGGGCUUGUGAAGGAAGUUGCUGGAUUUGGCCUUCCAUUACUCAGAGAGCUUAUCAGGCUGCUGAGAUUAUCGCUGCAGUCAAUGGUGUCAAUCGAAGCCGUAUAGUUCCUGAAUAUAGCUUUUUGGAUGCUCGUGGAUUGGGGGCAUAUGAAGGGAAAAGUUUGGAUGCAUUAUCUGAAGUGUAUGAAUCAGAUAGCCUUUCUCCGAAUAUAAAGCCACCCCCUACAGAUGAUGGAACACCUAAUGAGAGUGUUUCGGAUGUCUUUGUUCGUGUAACACAAGUUAUGUCAAUUCUUGAAACUCAAUACUCUGAGGACACAGUCAUCAUAGUCUCACCAGAUUCUGACAACUUGACGAUUCUGCAAGCUGGUUUAACAGGGCUUGAUCUUCGAAGGCAUAGGGAUCUGUCUUUUGGGCCAGGAGAAGUUAGAUAUGUUGAUGCUAGCAGCAUACCUACCUAUAAGCAACCUGCAUCAAAAGUUUAUAAAUGCUUAAACCCCCCUAGCUGUACAUAAGUUUGGAUUUUCAAUGCAGGUGAAAUACGUGUGUUUUUACGACUAUAUGUUGUUGGCUUAGACAUCAUGUCUUAUAUAUCACUGCUGAACAAACUCUUGACAUUGUUCAUCUAAUGGUUUCAUUCUCUGAAUUCCUACCGAAGCUUUAGUUAAAAAGUUCUUUACAGGGCUAGCUGCAGCUAUCGUAAAUUUGUCCACUGGAACAUUUAGUCAGUGCUACAUGUAAAUGAUCAUUUCUCGCCAUUGUUGGUGAAGAUAGGCUCAGGUAGCUGUAUGCAGUUCUUCAUUAUCAAAGUAUAUAUGCUGGUGUCUGGCCAGCCCAUUUAUGUCACUUGACCUCCUGUUUCAGGCUUAUGAGAGAUGUAUUUAUAACUCCUAUUUUCCACAAGGUUCCAUCGAUUCAUCCCAUUUAAUGAUUGCCUUUUAUUAAUCUAAGUGUUACACAGAUGAACUAAAAGGAGUAGAAAUUAGUUUAAUUCCUUUCCGCUUAGCUUUUUAAUUAUAUGAAAAAGCUCAACCCAAUUAGAUGUUA
Nicotiana tabacum (common tobacco) is the source of this 1577-nucleotide messenger RNA. RefSeq lists its product as uncharacterized. Lineage: Eukaryota; Viridiplantae; Streptophyta; Magnoliopsida; Solanales; Solanaceae. The record is from RefSeq and is a predicted model, not a curated record.